AUGGGGAACGGCUCGAUGAAGUCAAAGCGUUACAAACAGGCGGACGCCUCCAACGGCCGAGCCCACAAGGACCACGGCGGCGGGUACACCAUCUCGUCCCUGGAUUCCCUGAGGGCCCGUGUGGAGGAGCUGGAGCGAGAGGGCAAGAGGAAGGAUGAGGAGCUCUGGGCCAGAGAGCAACUGAUCCGGGGUCAGCAGGAGCAGCUGGCCAAGCAGACCCGAGCUCUGGCCGAGCUGAGCGAGGAGCUGCAGAACAAGUGCAUCCAGCUCAACAAGCUCCAGGACGUGAUGAAGGGUCCGAGCGGCCCCUCUGGAAGCCUGGCGUCUCGGCCUCCCUCCAUCAGAACGUGCGCCAAGAACAGCCCCAACCUCGGUGUUCGCAUCAAGGAGACCCUCAACAGGAGGAAGGGGGCCAAAGCCGGGGUGUCCGCCGAACCCACGUCCAGGACCUACGACUCCAGCAGCCUGCCCAAGUUCUCCUUCGAGAACGCCCGGGUACCCAAGGAUGCAAGUGUGAAGAAGCUGCUGACCGACGCCCUGAACAAGAACCAGUACCUGAAGCGUCUGGAGCUGCAGCAGCUCAAAGACAUGGUGGAGUGCAUGUACGAGCGCACCUACCAGCAGGGGGAGUACGUCAUCACGCAGGGAGAGCACGGCAACCAUCUGUUUGUGCUGGCAGACGGGAAGCUGGACGUGUUUCAGCACAGCAAGCUGCUCACAUCGAUCGCCGUGUGGACCACUUUCGGGGAAUUAGCCAUCCUGUACAACUGCACCCGGACGGCGUCAGUACGAGCGGUGAACAAAGUGCGGACGUGGGCUUUGGACCGGGAGGUGUUCCAGAACAUCAUGAGGAGGACGGCGGAGACGCGACAGGAGCAGCAUCGCAACUUCCUGCGAAGCGUUUCUCUCUUGGCCAAUCUACCGGAGGACAAGCUCAGCAAAAUGGUGGACUGCCUGGAGGUGGAGUACUAUGACAAGGGGGAGUACGUCAUCCGGGAGGGCGAGGAGGGCAGCACCUUCUACAUCAUCGCUCAGGGAAAGGUGAAGGUGACCCAGACCACCGAGGCCCAUAAGGUGCCGCAGACCAUCAACACGCUGCACAAGGGGGAUUACUUCGGAGAGAAAGCACUCAUCAGUGAUGACGUCCGGUCGGCGAAUAUCGUGGCUGAAGAGAACGGGGUGGAAUGUCUCGUCAUCGACAGAGAGACAUUCGAUCAGACGGUGGGCACCUUCAACGAGCUGCAGAAGUACCUCCAAGGCUACGUGGCAACUCUGGAUCGCGACGACAAGAAGAGACAUGCCAGAAGAUCGCUGUCACGCCACCAGAGCCAGCCGCUGCCUCCUGAUGUCCUCCAGCUGAGGGACAUGGUGUCGGUGUUCCCUCCGUCCAGGCCCUUCGACCACCUGGACGCCAUCGCCACACUCGGCGUCGGUGGCUUCGGCCGAGUGGAACUGGUGAAGGUGAAGGGCAAAGACAUCACCUUCGCCCUGAAGGUCAUCAAGAAGAAGCACGUAGUGGACAACAGACAGGAGGAGCAUAUCCACUCGGAGAGGAAGAUCCUCGCCGAGGCGCGCUCGCCCUUCGUCGUCAAGCUCUAUCGGACGUUCAAGGAUAACAGAUACGUGUACAUGCUGCUGGAGGCCUGUCUGGGUGGAGAGAUCUGGAGUCUGCUCAGAGACAGGGGGAGCUUUGACGAGCCCAUCGCCAAAUUCUGUGUGGGUUGCGUCACAGAGGCUUUCGACUACCUCCACCGCAAAGGAGUCCUCUACCGAGACCUGAAGCCGGAGAACCUCAUGCUGGACACGGAGGGAUACAUCAAACUGGUUGACUUUGGGUUUGCCAAGAAGAUCCGGUGUGGCCAGAAGACCUGGACGUUCUGUGGGACCCCGGAGUACGUGGCCCCGGAGAUCAUCCUCAACAAGGGCCACAACUUCAGCGUGGACUUCUGGUCUCUGGGCAUCCUGGUGUUCGAGCUCCUUACCGGCAGUCCUCCGUUCUCCGGGAGCGACCAGAUGAUGACGUACACGUUCAUCCUGAAAGGCAUCGAGAAGAUGGACUUCCCCAAGAAGGUCAGCAAGAGACCUGAGGACCUCAUACGCAAGUUGUGCAGGCGAAAUCCCUCAGAGCGACUGGGCAACCUGAAGAAUGGAAUAACAGACAUCAAGAAGCACAGGUGGUUUAAUGGUUUCAACUGGGAAGGACUGAAGGCGAGGACACUAUCGUCUCCACUGAAAAGAGAGGUCAGUGGGCCGACAGAUCACAGCUACUUCGACAGUUACCCUGCGGAUGAGGACAGCCCCCCCGAGGAGCUGUCCGGGUGGGACAUGGACUUCUAGAACCCGUCUUGUCCUUCAGGUCUCACACUCUACAAAGUGUUUAAUGGGAGACAGUGGAGAUAGAAAUGAGCUCCGUCCACUUUGAACUGGAUGAACACUCGGUGUGUAACAGGUGUGUGUGUGUGUGUGUGGGGGGGGGGUGGAAGCUGCUGAGGGAUCAAAUCUCUUCGAUCAUUAAAGACUCUGGAUGGUUUGAGGAUUAGUUUUUCUGAUUGAAAUGUGUGAAAUGAGACUCUGAAUCUUAACCGGCUCCUAAAUUAUAUCAACGUAGAAUUGGUCAAAAAAGAACUUGACUUACUUUACUUUAAUUUAAACUUCAAAUCACUGGUUAUUGACAAAAUAAUGACAGAAUUAUAACUUGAAAAUCAUCAGAGGGAUGCAGGCCAGAUGAAUAAUAAUAAUUUAAUAACAUUAAUUCGGUUAAUGGGUUCGAAUCCCUCUGGGCUCAGCAGAGGGAAGCAGCUCAACAACGAGCAGAUUUCAGUCUUAAAAUGAACAAAGUCUCUUCAGCUCGUUAAAAUCUGUUUAAAGUCUGUGUUUGAUGAAUCACACGCUCAUUUCAUCACAGAGCCUUUCAUUCAUGGUUCUAUCGUUUGUCUCCCGCUCAUCAGAUGUGAAGGAAACUUGCUGUGUGAGUUCAGGAGACACCACAAGAGGUCGCCUGUGAGUUAAAUCAGCUUUGCUCAAAGGCAUCUUGAGUUAUGAGACGUUGCAGAAAACAACAUGCUGCAGAAAUGAUGUGGUAUUUGUGGCGCCCUCUAUGGGUUGGGUUUAAUAUCCUUUAUUAGACCUAGUCCCAACGAAGGCUUCAGGCUAACUACCGAGAUUUAUGAUGAUAACAAUUUCAUAAAUAAUUUAAACCAAUUAUCGCUGAGUCCCGUCCUUUGCAAAGAUGCUUCGGUCGAUGUCAUGUUGUUUUUCAACAAUCUAGCAGAUAAAAAUCCACAAACAUUCUAUAAAUCUUAUUGUGAAGGAGCAGAAACUUUAAUCGUAUUACACUGUGAGCUUGAGAAGGGAUUUGUACAGAUUUUAACUUUAAAGUUAACGUUGAUUCAUAAACUAACAACUUCGACUUCGAGACGAUCAAAGCUUCUUGUCUCCAAGUGGGAGGAGUCACAAGUCUCAGCCUCAGCUUUGUGACUCCGCCUCCAGGCCAGAAGGUGUAAGUGUGUGUGAGCUUCAUCCCAUCACUGCCGCGGAGGGAGAGCGUCUGGAAGCAGAUCCGUGUCUCAUUUCACACUAUUAUGUUUUUACAUUCCUCAAUCAAUCUGCAGCCAUUUAAUAAUCUCUCAGAGAAACCUCGAGCUGUUUAUUGUUCUCCGGCUCCUCACGACGGCUCCAGAUGUGGCUGCCGGGGGGAACUUGGGAAGCAGCUGCAGAC
Platichthys flesus (European flounder) is the source of this 3718-nucleotide messenger RNA. RefSeq names its product protein kinase cGMP-dependent 2 (gene prkg2). Gene Ontology annotation, biological process: protein phosphorylation. The transcript is spliced from 18 exons. The record is from RefSeq and is a predicted model, not a curated record. NCBI's taxonomy places the organism in Eukaryota, Metazoa, Chordata, Actinopteri, Pleuronectiformes, Pleuronectidae. Bases 1 to 2337 code for a protein of 778 amino acids. Gene Ontology annotation, molecular function: ATP binding; cGMP-dependent protein kinase activity.